Amborella trichopoda is the source of this 2719-nucleotide messenger RNA. Its product is annotated as protein ELC-like. Lineage: Eukaryota; Viridiplantae; Streptophyta; Magnoliopsida; Amborellales; Amborellaceae. The record is from RefSeq and is a predicted model, not a curated record. Gene Ontology annotation, molecular function: ubiquitin binding. Gene Ontology annotation, biological process: protein modification process; endosome to lysosome transport; protein transport. Gene Ontology annotation, cellular component: ESCRT I complex.
ACGUAAAAUACUAAAUAAUUCAUAUCUUAUAUCUUAUGGCUAUUUUGAUGAAUUUCUCUAUUUUAUUUCAUACAAGGGUCCGAGUCCGGCUUCUCUUGAUUACCGUCUAUCGAAAUAAUCGGAUUGGAGGGUGAUGACCUUCAUGGCGCACCUUUUUCCCGGUGGUCAUAUGGAUUACAUUAUACAUGCCCCUACGCCUAAAUUAAAUUAUAUCUCUGCAAUUUCAAUGAAAUAGAGGUCGCUUUAAAAGCUAGGGCAACAGAUUUUCGACAUCUUCACUACUGCAUAAUUUAUGCUCCCCGCCUCUCUCUCCCCCCCCCCCCAAAUCGAGGUCGCCCUCAGAUAAACCGGCCCUCUGCUCUCUCUCUCUCUAAAUUAGGUUCUGUCUUUAAGGGAAAUUAGGUUUUUCUCUCUGUGUUUGUUCCUUGUGGUGGGAAGUGAGAAAGGUCCUAAGGGAAAUUAGGGCAGGAAUUGUAAGAUUCCUCAUUCUCUUUACCUGUUUUAAUCCCUUUACAACCCAUCAGUCCUCUCUCUCUUUCUCUUGUUAAAUUACUCAGGCUUCGAUUUCCUGUGAAUUUCCUUACCUUUGCAUCCAUGGUGAGCGGUUCAAAUUCAAUCCAAUCCAAUUGAGGGCUGCCUCUCCUUUUUCGAUCUCUUCCCCCCUGGUUCCCAAUUCGUUACUCUGUCUCUCUGUGUGCUUUAACCGAUAGAUCAUCGGUCUUCGUCUUCAUCUUCUCUGAAAUCCCCAUUAUCAAAUCAAAUUGAAUCAAACCACAAUCAACGCAGCCCCUUCCUCAAUCCAUCAAACUCAAAACCUCUGAAAAGAGGUGUGGGAAAGGCCUUCCUCAAUCCAUCAAACUCAAAACCUCUGAAAAGAGGUGUGGGAGAGGAAAUAGAAGAAAGCAGCAGUAGCCAUGGUCGGUCCUGUAGGCACCCAGAGCGCGAACCAACUGUCGGUCCAAUUCCUAAACAACGUGCUCUCCCAGCGAGGCCCGUCUGCCCUGCCGUACGAGGAGGAAGCGAAGUGGCUCAUUCGUCAGCACCUGGUGGGCCUGGUGCAGCACUUCCCGUCCCUCCAGGUGAAGACUGCCACUUUCACACACAAUGACGGUCGCUCUGUCAACCUCCUCCAGGCUGAGGGUACCAUCCCCAUGGUGUACCAUGAUGUAGUCUACAACAUCCCCGCCGUCGUUUGGCUCGUCGAAUCGUACCCCCGCCUUCCACCCCUUGUCUUUGUCACCCCUACUCGAGACAUGAUCAUCAAGCGCGCACACCCUAAUGUAAACCCGUCAGGCCUCGUCUCGGUGCCCUAUCUCCAACAUUGGGUCUACCCAUCUUCGAACCUUGUGGACCUUGUUAAGAACCUCAGCCACCACUUUGGCCUUGAUCCCCCUCUCUACACCACCACCAGUGCUACGGCUGUGAAACCACCACCUCAAAGGCCUAGCACUAGUGAAGCUAAUUUGGUUUCUUUUUCGUUGGCUAUGACUUCCUCAAAUAGUGGAAGUGUUCGACCAGUGUUGCCGCCUAGGACUUACUCAUCACCAUAUGGUAGGUUGCCGCCCUCACCUCAGAGGCCACCAGCUAUGGAGGACCCUUCGGAGGUCUAUAAGAGGAAUGCGAUUAACCGAUUGCUUGAGAUGUUGCAUAAUGACGCGAUGGAGUUGCGGAAGGCGAGGGAGGCAGAGGUGGAUGUGCUGUUCAAUUCGCAGGCGGUGCUUAGAGAGAGGGAAGAGCAGCUCACUAAGGGGUUGAGAGAGAUGCAGGAUGAGAAAGAAGCUCUGGAGCAACAGCUUCAGAUUGUGCUCACAAACACUGAUGUGCUCGAGGCAUGGCUCAAGGAGAAUGAGGACAAGAAGGAGAAAGCUGGGGUUGUUGACAUUGACCAUGUCUUUGAGCCCAUUGAUGCAUUGUCAAAGCAGAUGUUGGAGUGCACAGCUGCAGAUUUGGCUAUCGAGGACGUGAUUUAUUCGCUUGAUAAGGCUGUCCAAGAGGGUGCCAUCCCUUUCGAUGCGUAUUUGAAGAGCAUUAGAGCUCUAUCACGAGAGCAGUUCUUUUACAGAGCCACUUCAGCAAAAGUUAGGGCUGCACAGAUGCAGGCGCAGGUUGCAGGAAUGGCUGCUAGGGUUUCUCCUCAGUAUGCAGUUUGAUUCGAUUCUUCUCCAUAAUGAAAGAGGACAUCCAAGGUGUAACUGGUUCUUAUCUGCAAUCAUUGUGAUCAUGGCGCACUCAGAGCAAUGCUACAUGCUCGUUUAGACAGUCAAUUUGGCAUAAGACAGUGGCUGAAGCUCAUUCCUCUUCUGAAAUUUUAAAUAACUGCACACCCAAAUACUUCAAGUCAAGGAAGAAGAGGUGCUAAGUGCAUUUUGGGUCCUAAGGUUUAUCAUGGUGGGGUCCUCCGUAGUGGAGCUUCUUUGGUCGUGCAAUUUCUUCUUGGAUGUUGGAACAGUUGCAGAAGGUCAGUUCAGAUUGAUAUAAUGGGAUAUGUGAUUCUCUGUUUUUGGGUCUUUCGGGUCUUGCCAUUUUCAUUUUUUCCUUUUUGGUUGUAGUGAGAAUAGGUGAUAAAACAAAGUUCUGUAACAUUCUAGGGUCAUUGAAGAACACAUAUCUUGAAGUAUAUUCAUUGUGAUAUCUUAUUUUUGUAGAAUAAUGAUGUGGGCCACCAUUUGGUGUGCUCAUGAUUUUGUGAGGUAUGUUAUUUUCCACCACGAUUAUGAGA